AAGUAAUUUGUUUUUGCGCUCAUUUGGAAAACUCGGUGGGAAAACUAAGGAAAUAAGUGAAAAAUCCAAGAAAAAGUGGAUAAAAUGAGUCCCGCCAAUAAAUCCCAGCCAGACAUCAGCAUCGACGAUGAGGAAGAAAUACUGGCGCUGGAAAAAUUGCUGGGCGAAGCGGAGAACGAUAAUGCCGAGUCUGCAAAACCGGAGAAACCAAAACCCGCACCCACUUUGGCCAAUGCAGUGCCAAAACUGCGGGAAGACAGUAGUUUCGCCAAUGCCUUCACCUUCGAGAAGACCGUGAAAUCCGCCAAGCCGGAGAAAUGUGUCAUCAGCAAAGAACCGGAGCUGGACUCUUCCGACGAUGAGGAAGUGAAGAACUUCCUGGAACGCAAGUACAACGAGUACGGGAGCGAUAUAAACCAGAGCCUGAAGCAGCAGCGGGAGAGUGCCCACGAGUCCAAGGUGGCCAGGGAGGUGGAUCAGGAGCUGAAGAAGACCACCCAGAUGGUCACGUCCACGCCGCAGCCGCUCAAGAAUCCGCACAAUCCCAUUAAGCGCACGUCAACGGUGAGCAGUUCGUUCCAAAGGCCUCCGCCAGCUGCCGCCGCCGUGGCAUCCACAUCCCAGCCAAGUGCUCCCGUCUCCGCUGUUUACACGGAUCCGGUCUUUGGCCUGCGCAUGAUCAAUCCCCUGAUCUCCAGCUCCCUGCUGCAGGAGCGCAUGGCGGGCAGAAAAGCGGUGCCCUUUUCCGGCGUCGCCUUUCACAUCGAGCGGGGCGAUCUGGCCAAAGAUUGGGUUAUUGCCGGCGCCCUGGUCUCCAAGAAUCCGGUUAAGAACACCAAGAAGGGGGAUCCCUUCUCCACCUGGAAGCUUUCCGAUCUGCGCGGCGAGGUCAAAACCAUCUCACUGUUCCUCUUCAAGGAGGCCCACAAGUCCCUGUGGAAGACAACGGAGGGCUUGUGCCUGGCUGUCUUGAAUCCCAGUGUUUUCGAGAGCAGAGCGGGUAGCUCCGAUGUGGCUUGUCUAUCCAUUGAUAGCUCCCAGAAAGUCAUGAUCCUGGGCCAAUCCAAAGAUCUGGGCACUUGUCGGGCCACCAAGAAAAACGGGGACAAGUGCACUUCGGUGGUUAAUCUGACGGACUGCGACUAUUGCAUCUUCCAUGUGAAGCAGGAAUAUGGAAAGAUGUCUCGGCGCUCGGAACUUCAAUCGGCGACAGCAGGUCGUGGAAUCAAUGAGCUGAGAAACAAGGUUUUGGGCAAAAACGAGGUCUUCUAUGGCGGACAAACCUUUUCUGCUGUUCCCGCAAAGAAAAGUGCUAAGCUGAUCUCCAAGGAACGCGAUCGUCUGAGUAAGCUGGCUGGCUAUGAUGUUUCGCCCUUCGCACAUACCGCUGAUCACGCCUCCAAGCCCAAAACGGCCGAAGCCCCUAAAGUUCCAUAUGCUGAACGAGGGGGUCCGGUUUCCCGUUUGGCCGGUGGAGUGGAGGCUUCUAGGAAGCAGAGGGUCCAAGAUCUAGAACGAUUAAGGAAGCUGAAAGCGGAGAAUGAGCGCUUUGAACAGGAUAAGCAGGCAAAGGGUCAUGUUUUGGGAAGUGAUAAGAAAGAGGAACCCCAGACAACCACGCCCACUACACCUGUACCCGACAAGUUCAAGAAUCGUGGCUUCUCCUUCGACGCCAGCCUGACACCAAAACUUUCGGGCAGCGAAAACUUUUCCUUGGAGAUCAAUGUAGGAGCUCGUCAGGCACAAAGUGCCAAGCUGAGAGCAGCCGCCCUGCUAAAGAAGAAACCGCUGGAGAAGAUCAACCCCAACUCCACAAGAGGCAGUGAUACUGGCAAGAGAAGAGCCAUUGAUGAGCUCAAUGACAAGUUCGCCAGCAGCGCUAAGCGGCAGAAAAUGGAGGAGGACGAUCGCGAGCAGAUGCGCAAAUCGAGAAUUGAGAAAAUUAUGGCGGCCACCUCAUCGCAUACGAAUCUCGUAGAGAUGCGAGAGCGGGAGGCGCAGGAGGAGUAUUUCAACAAGCUGGAACGCAAGGAGGCGAUGGAAGAAAAGAUGCUGGGCACCUACAAGAUGCCCUGCAAGGCGGUCAUCUGCCAGGUGUGCAAAUACACGGCCUUCUCCGCCUCCGAUCGCUGCAAGGAGGAGAGGCACCCCUUGAAGGUGGUCGACGCCGAAAAGCGAUUCUUCCAGUGCAAGGACUGCGGAAAUCGCACGACCACAGUAUUUAAGUUGCCCAAGCAGAGCUGUAAGAAUUGCAAGGGCUCGCGAUGGGAAAGGGCGGCCAUGAUACGGGAGAAAAAGGUCCUGACGGGCAGGGAAACGCUUUCGGUGCGCGGAGACGAGGAAACAUUCAUUGGCAGCCUGGCCGGCAGUGCUAAUUUGAACUUGCUGGUACCCGACGAAGAGUAAUUGCUCUUUGCUGUAGUUGGUUUGUUUAUUUUAUAUUUUUUUAUUUUAUUUAAAAUUUAAAUAGCAUAUGCGGUACAUACAAAUAUUUACAGUCCUCUGGUUGGUCGCUUUUUGGCUUAUAUAAAGGAUUCGUCAUAGAUAAAUAAGUACAAAGGUUCCGAUGCCUAAAGAUCUAAGUGCCUGUGAGAUUUUUAGUGCAGGUUUUUUAUAGAGAUGUACCCGGUGUACUCAAUGAUUUUGUAUGAAUGUUAAUCUAAUGAUUGUAUGACUCGUGGGUUAAAUAAAUGGAAUCUUAUAUUA
Messenger RNA from Drosophila takahashii, 2706 nucleotides. RefSeq names its product minichromosome maintenance 10 homolog (gene Mcm10). Gene Ontology annotation, cellular component: nuclear replication fork; nucleus. Gene Ontology annotation, molecular function: single-stranded DNA binding; DNA replication origin binding. Lineage: Eukaryota; Metazoa; Arthropoda; Insecta; Diptera; Drosophilidae. Gene Ontology annotation, biological process: DNA replication initiation; DNA replication. The record is from RefSeq and is a predicted model, not a curated record.